This is a messenger RNA of Lindgomyces ingoldianus, 1021 nucleotides long. Its product is annotated as NAD(P)-binding protein. Gene Ontology annotation, molecular function: oxidoreductase activity, acting on the CH-OH group of donors, NAD or NADP as acceptor. The coding region runs from base 87 to 869 and encodes 260 amino acids. The transcript has 4 exons. The record is from RefSeq and is a predicted model, not a curated record. Lineage: Eukaryota; Fungi; Ascomycota; Dothideomycetes; Pleosporales; Lindgomycetaceae.
UCCUUCCUCAUCAUCAAUUCUCAUCCGACGCUCUAUUCGCGCACUACAUCACUAUACACCUUCCAACUCCUAAACAAUACCACAACAUGCCCGUCAUCCUCUUAGUUGGCGCCACCCGCGGCCUCGGGGCCAGCCUCGCCAAAGCCUAUGCAUCCGUCCCCGACAACUACGUUCUCGCAACGGCACGAAACACCACCACUCCCGCAAACACAAAGAACGUAAUCUACAUUCCCUCGAUCGAUAUCUCAUCCCCCGAAGCCCGCACUAACCUCCUGAACUUCCUACACUCCCGGUCGAUAUCUCACAUCGACAUGGUCAUAAUAACAGCCGGAUACUUUGCCACCGAAUCCCUCGAAUCGCCGUCAUUCUCUGCACAAGAGAAAAUGUACAGAACAUGUGCUAUUGGACCCACGAUCCUAGUCACAGCUCUCGCCAACGACUCCAAGACCCUGCUUGAUGCAAGCUCGAAGGUCAUACUAGUUUCGUCGGAAAGCGGGAGUAUUACGCUGAGACAUGAGAAGGAAGGUGGUGGAAACUACGGACACCAUGCUAGCAAGACGGCACUGAAUAUGUGCGGGAAACUGUUGAGCUUGGAUUUGAAAGAAAGGGGUGUUGCGGUGGCUUGCGUGCAUCCUGGGUUCAUGCGGACGGAGAUGACGAAGGGCGUGGGGUUCGAUAAGUUUUGGGAUGCUGGUAAUGCUGUGACUCCCGAUGUUGCCGCGAAGUCGCUCAUCGAGUGGAUUCAAACCUUCGAUAUUUCGAAGACGGGGCAGUAUUGGGCACCACGAGGAGCUGUCGACAUUGGUACUGCAGAGCCGGUGCUUGGCCCGAAAGAAAAGCUUCCUACACCUCUCCAAUUACCAUGGUAGCGAAGGCCUCUAAUGAUAACGAAGUUAUGACCCACGACCAAUACACAACGGACAGACUUUUUCUCUAAACACCUAACUGGCAUUGUCAUAAUUGGUUCUACCUACAUAAGCGUACUCGUGAUCCCCGAAAUGCCAAACUUGUGGUCACCUUU